Messenger RNA from Zootermopsis nevadensis, 1636 nucleotides. Its product is annotated as death-associated inhibitor of apoptosis 1. The record is from RefSeq and is a predicted model, not a curated record. Gene Ontology annotation, molecular function: cysteine-type endopeptidase inhibitor activity involved in apoptotic process; ubiquitin protein ligase activity. Gene Ontology annotation, biological process: positive regulation of protein ubiquitination; regulation of cell cycle; negative regulation of apoptotic process. Gene Ontology annotation, cellular component: nucleus; cytoplasm. NCBI's taxonomy places the organism in Eukaryota, Metazoa, Arthropoda, Insecta, Blattodea, Termopsidae.
CACGUUCCUGGAACUGUCAUGAUGCAGUCACCAUUCGCUUCGCACGUGAUUGGUCGGUGGCAUUCACAGAUAAUACGAACAAAGAAGAGUCAGCUAGCCGAACUUCGCUCAAGGUCCUGUUGUGUGCCGUCUGAACUUUGAUUGUUCCGCGUGUUUCGGGGCCGAGGAAUCUGAGAGAAAGUUGCGUGUGUCAGGUGGCUGUCUGUCCACAAGAAAACAGCUGCACUUCGAGGCGACUGCGCGCUGGCAACUGAAACUAGUGACUCGUAGCCGAUUGUUUUUCAGCAACUGAAGAAAUUUAGAGGAAAAACAAACAAAUUAACGUUUGCUGCUAAUGUCUCAUGUCAUGUCUCCCAAUGGCGUUAACGCAGCUCUCCCAGUGCCUGUUGAAAAGAACCGCCCACAACUCAUAUCCUCCGUGGACAGCCCUCCAGCAGACGUCACACCUUCCAGCUCCACUGCCCCUUGUUCCUCACUACCACAACAUCCUGUCAUUAAGAUGUGGGCAUCACUGAACAUGAAGAGUGAGGCUGACCGUCUGAAAACGUACGAAAAAUGGCCAGUCUUGUUCAUGGACCCACAUGCUCUGUCAGCUGCUGGCUUUUACUACACGAAACGGGAUGAUAUGGUGGAGUGUGCCUUUUGUGGAGUUCUGGUGGGACGGUGGGAGGAAGGAGAUGACCCCUUCACAGAUCAUCAGCGCUGGUCCCCAUCCUGUGGGUUUGUUAGAGGAUUUCCGGUUGGAAACAUUCCCAUCAAUUCUGACGGCCACCCUGAGACACAAGGGAGUCGUAGCUAUGAUGUCUGUGGACCGUUCUUGGAGUUUAGGCCGAAUUCUGGCUCGGAGCGAGCUGUCAGCAGUGGGGUUCAUAACAACCUUUUGACACCAGAGGAGCUACAGAAGCAUGGCAUCAACCAGAGCCACGGCCCAAUGCACCCAUCUUACAACACGUAUGAUUCACGUGUACGGUCAUAUGAGAACUGGCCCCGCUCCCUCAAACAGAAGCCAGACAAACUGAGUGAUGCAGGGUUCUAUUACACGGGUAAGGGAGACCAAACAGUGUGUUUCCACUGCGGUGGAGGACUCAAAGACUGGGAGGAGAUGGAUGAUCCGUGGGUUGAACAUGCAGUGUGGUUUCCCAAGUGUGUGUAUGUUGUGCUGAACAAGGGGCGGGAAUUCAUUCAAGAAUGUCGUAAGCCAAAGGAAGCCGAUGCUCCGGUCCAGGAUCUGAAGAAUCUGCUGGGAGACUUGCAGAAGCCAGAAGCAUCAUCAUCAUCAUCAUCAUCAAGUAAGGAGCCCAGCCUGAAAGCAUCCACUGUGCAAGCAGAAAAUUCAGAUGAGAAGGUAAUAGAUGAUGCACGAGUCUGCCAGAUUUGCUACGAGGAAGAACGGGGAGUUUUAUUCUUACCCUGUGGUCACCUUGUAGCAUGUGUGAAAUGUGCGCCAUCACUUUCAACAUGCGCUGUGUGCAGACAACGAUUCACUGGCACUGUAAGAGCAUUCCUGUCAUAAACACCACGCUGCAAAAAUCCAUUCACACGCAGUCGGCAGUGGCGUGUACUUCACUCCAGUGCUAGGCCUUGGUACGUUAUACCAUCAUCUGACUGACGUAAAAUGUGAGUGCAUUUGGGUCAG